Molecule: messenger RNA, 1721 nt
Organism: Penicillium cinerascens
Lineage: Eukaryota; Fungi; Ascomycota; Eurotiomycetes; Eurotiales; Aspergillaceae
Exons: 4
Coding region: 90-1721 (543 amino acids)
Biological process (GO): cytoplasmic stress granule assembly; P-body assembly
Cellular component (GO): P-body
Molecular function (GO): mRNA binding
Source: RefSeq, a predicted model, not a curated record
AAUCUCCCUUCCACAUUUUCCCUCUCCCUUUUCUUUCCUGUUUUUUUCCUGCUGUUUCUUAUUUGCGCGAUUCCGCGCAGCCCGCCAAGAUGGAUAUGAACCAUUUGAUAGGUCAGCGUUUCAACCUCAUCUCCAAGAGCGACAUUCGCUAUGUCGGUACUCUCCAUGAAAUCAACCCGGAGGCUUCCACAAUCGCCCUCGAGAAUGUCCAGUCAUUUGGCACAGAAGGGCGACGGGCCACCGGCGAUGAGAUCCCUCCUUCCUCAAGUAUCUAUGAAUACAUUGUGUUCCGAGGCAGUGAUGUGAAGGACAUCAGUGUCGCCGAGGAGGAGAAAAAGAAGAAGGAGACACAGCCUGAGCCCCUUCGGGUUCCCGAUGACCCCGCCAUCAUGAGUAACAUGUCGCGACCGGGUCCUGCCCCUGGACUUGAGCCGGGCUCUACACCUGGCCUCCCUCCUCAGGGUCCUCCUCAGCAGCCGCAGGGUGCUCAGCAGACGCCUCCCGGGUAUCCUCAACAACCACAAUUCCAGCAGGGCUUCUACCCGCCCUAUGGUGGACAGCGCUUUGGACCUCCUCCCCCCUUCCCUCCUGGUCCUGGUUUCCCCAACAUGCCCUAUGGUGCACCCCCCGGAUGGUACCCUCCUCCUGGUCACGGCUUCCCACCAGGACCUGGCCAAUUCCCUCCUCAGAUGCCCCUUGGUGCUUCUGGCCAACCCCCUCACCAGCGCCCUGGUCCUCCCGGUGCCGCUCCUGGUCUUAAGCCCACUUCGGAGCUUCCUGUCAGCGACAAGGUCCCGAGCAAGCCAGUUAGCCGAAAUGCUACCCCUGGCGCUCAGAACGCACCCACCCCGCCGGUCGAGUCCAAGCCGUCCGUUGCUGAAGCGGUGCAAGCCCCGACAGGCCCUAUGGCCGCAGUUCAGAGGAGCGGUCGGGUUGUGCCAGCUAUCCCGAUGGCCGCCCCAAGACCUGUUGUUCCCAUGAACAACGCCCCUGCCGCUGGUGCUCACGGAAAUGUCCCUGUCACCGACGCCACCUCUGCCGCGGCCGCGGCCGUUGCGGCUGCUAUGGCCAAGCUGCCGCAGCCUGGCGCUCAGAAGAAGCCUGGACAGCCCGAUGCGUCGGUUGAAGCCAUGACUCGGAAGAUGAAUGACAUGCGGCCUUACGAUAACACGCGUGGCCGCGGCGGUCACCAGCACCGCGGAGGACGCAGAGGAGCUCGCCCCCAGCACAAGAAGAUCGAGGUUCCCCAAUCGGACUACGACUUCGAGACUGCAAAUGCCAAGUUCAACAAGCAUGAUUUGGUCAAGGAAGCCAUUGCCACUGGUUCCCCUGCUGCUGAAGCGGAAGCUCACAGCCACGAUGGCGAGGAUGAAGCGGGCAGUGAAAUUGGAGCAGCUGGCUCAACCUCUAACCUCUACAACCGUGGCAGUUCGUUCUUCGACAAUAUCUCGAGUGAAGCCCGUGAUCGCGAGGAGAACGCGGCUACCCGCCUUGGCGGCCGCGAGUGGCGCGGCGAAGAGGAGAAGCGCAACAUUGAAACCUUCGGCCAAGGCAGCGUCGAUGGCAACCGCGGUCGGGGUCGCGGCCGCGGACGAGGCUAUGGUCGUGGCCGUGGAUACGGUCGCGGUCGCGGCUACGGAUAUGGUCCUGGCGGCCGUGGCGGUUCUCGUGGUGGCCGUGCUCCAUCCUCCCAGUCGACCGGUGUGCCCUCGCUGGGCUAA